Mytilinidion resinicola is the source of this 442-nucleotide messenger RNA. RefSeq lists its product as uncharacterized. The record is from RefSeq and is a predicted model, not a curated record. NCBI's taxonomy places the organism in Eukaryota, Fungi, Ascomycota, Dothideomycetes, Mytilinidiales, Mytilinidiaceae. The coding region runs from base 122 to 331 and encodes 69 amino acids. The transcript has a single exon.
CCCCGCCUUAUUUGCUCGGGACGAUCGGCAGAAUGCAAUUCCCGCAUUCACGAAUGAAGGUCGGACUUGGCCACAGGGAGACGGAUCGCAAGCGAAGCAUCGUCCCAUGAAGACAACCGCUAUGAAGCGGAGCAAGCACGGCAGCAAGCAAUACGAUGGCGACAUUUCGGAUGACCAGCACGGCAAAGAGUCUCGCCUCAAGGACGGCCGGAAUAAGAAGGUGACCGCUACGAAGCGCAAGAACCACGACAGCAAAGAAGAUGACGGCGAAGGUGCGGGUGUGCAGCAGGAGAAAAUAUCCGGUCCCCCGAAGAAGAAAGCUAGGAAGUAGGAGGAUGACGGAUGAGCUCGAGCUGACAAGAAACUCCGAAGCGCGAUCAAUUUUGUGUGGCUAAAAACCGUUACUAGACAAGAUUGCGGGAGCGAGUUUCUUAACACAGGC